This is a messenger RNA of Anguilla rostrata (American eel), 3795 nucleotides long. RefSeq names its product neural cell adhesion molecule 3 (gene ncam3). Gene Ontology annotation, cellular component: membrane. The coding region runs from base 149 to 2308 and encodes 719 amino acids. The record is from RefSeq and is a predicted model, not a curated record. Gene Ontology annotation, biological process: cell adhesion. Gene Ontology annotation, molecular function: protein binding. Lineage: Eukaryota; Metazoa; Chordata; Actinopteri; Anguilliformes; Anguillidae. The transcript has 16 exons.
CGUGCAAAGAUUUUGGAGAUUGUGGGGUUCCUGUCUACUCCACUUUCUGCCUAUAAAACGGCAGUGAGCAUGCCGUUACCCAGUUAUCUCGUGAGGAAGUUUGUUCGCUACAGGUGUCACGGACUUAAACCAUCGCAUUGACGCUCCAAUGGCUGGAGUACGACUAGGGUUUAACUUCGGUGUUUUAUUAUUGUUGCAGCUGCCAUUAUCGGUUACAAGUGUGACAGCGCCUAAAGUUGAAAUUAUUUCCAGUGCCCAAGACGUAGAGGUGGGAGUGAGACACCUGCUUCUCUGCAAAGCUGGUGCCGAUGGGAGGAUGACGUGGCAUAAGGACGGGGCGGAUGUAGACGAGGACCAGGUAGUGGUGGAAAACGUCGACGAGACUUCGUCGAAACUGAUCAUCGAGAAAGCCAGGAUCGAAGAUUCCGGGCUUUACUCCUGUAACGUCGAAUUUGAUAGCGGUGACGGGAAAGCCACUUACCAGCUCUUUGUCUACCAGAGGCCAAAGUUCGUCGCCACGCCGACGUACCACGAGUUCCUGGAGGGCCAGGACGCGGUGCUGCCCUGCGCCGCCGAGGGGCUGCCAGCCGUGGACGUGAAGUGGCGCAGAGCGUCUGAGGGUAGGGGUCUGGACAUCGCGGCGGCCGCGUCUGCCGUCCUGUGUGAGCGAAUCAGCAUGCUGCCGGACAACAGCCUGAAGAUCGCCAAAAUCGAGCGCAAGCAUCACGGCACCUACACCUGCGAAGCCUCCAUCCGCAACCGGCCUAUUUCCGAGCAGCUCCCCAUUUCUGUUGUGGUCAACGCACCCCCGACUGCUGAAAUCCACGAGAAGAAGAAAAAUGUCCUGGCAGGACCCAGAACCAACGUGUCCAUAUCCUGCCUGGUCAAUGGAUUUCCCACCCCAAAUAUCUCCUGGACCAGCCCCCCGCUGUCGGACGCCACCCGCUACCGGUUCAAUUCGGACAGGAGCGAGCUGAUCAUUCCCUCGGUGGUCCGGAGUGACUUCGGCGAGUACACGUGCGUCGCCGAAAACAAGAUCGGAGAGACCCGGGCCAGCUUCACGCUCGACGUCACGGUGCAUCCGGCAGUGUCCCUGAGCAAGGCUUCCCUGGAGGUGGAACCUGGGAGGACUGCCUCCAUGACGUGCGAAGCCUCCGGACACCCCCCUCCCAGAGUUCACUGGGUUCGCAAAGGCACCAACGUGGAACUGACCCCCAGCAGCGCCCGAGCGAAGGCCAAGGGCCCCACACUGGAGUUUGAGGCAGUCCAGCCCGCAGACGGUGGCCUGUACACCUGCGUGGGCCUCAGUGACGUUGGGAACGACACCGUGGACUUCAGCCUGGAGACCUGGCCGGGAGCUCCGUCCCAAAUUGGGGUGAGCCCCGGGCCCGCCUCGGCUCGCCUCUCCCUGGACGCCCCCCCAGUCAACGGGGGGACCCCCAUCACCCAGUACGUCCUGGAGUGGAGGAAGGAGAACGAGGGAAACAGGAGCCGGAGAGUGGUCCAGUCCGCCGAACCCCUGGUCCUGCCGGCCCUGGAGCCCUACACCUCCUACCUGGUCCGCCUCGCCGCCACAAACCGCCUGGGACAGGGGGGGUUCUCCAGCGAGCGCGCCGUCCGAACCCUGGCCAAGCGGGAGCCGGACAGACCCCUGCUGAUGGACAGCGAGGCCCAGGUGGAGAAGAACUCGGUCUCCGUUCCCAUCAUGCAGCAGGACAACGGCAGCGAGCCCGUCAUCCACUACGUCGUACGCUACUGGCCCGACAUGGAGGACGAGGCGUGGAAGGAGAUAGAGCUCCCGGCCAACGCCACGGCGAUCAAUCUGGCAGGACUGCAGUACAACACCAGCUACCACCUGGAGGUCCGGGCCAUCAACCCCAUGGGGUCCUCCCGCUCUGCCCACUUCAGCGUUUGGGUGCCUCAGGCCAGCGCUGUCCCAAAGACCGCAAUGGGCAAAGGAGCGGUGAUAGCCAUCGUCAUUUUGAUCUUCCUGCUGUUGUUGGUUGCCGUGGACGCGACCUGUUGCUAUGUCAACCGCUGCGGACUGCUGAUGUAUCUGGCUGUUAAGCUGCUGGGCGAAAAAGCGCCAGGGCUCAAGUCUGUAGAGGAAGGAGACGGGGACAACAUUGUAGACGUGAAGUUGAAUGGGUUAAGAGCUCAGAGAGGGAGCAUCCCAAAACAGCAGCAGCAGCAGCAGAAUGGGGCACAGAAUGGGGUGCAGAUGGAGGUCACGUGCGACAAAGCACCCCUCACCAAAUUCGAGAAAGCCUCGCCAGCUUCUGACCCAGCCACGGAGGACAGGAAGUGACAUCACCAGAUCACGACGCCCCCAAAAACACUGGUCCGGUAGGAAGAAGAGGCUGACCACAUCCGGGAUUAAACGGGGGGGGUGGAAAGGCGACGUUCUAUUUUGCGAUUACAGGGAGCGAUUGCGGUGCAAAUCGGGGAGAGUGAACCGCGUCUCUGUGUAAAAGCAGAGUGGGGGGAGGACGGUGAGGAGAAACGGGUCUGGCUGGUGUCACAGGUAGUUGGCACUUGGUUGAUGUGCACCCGUUAAAGAUCGACAACGAAUGAUUAGGGAUGAAUGAGGUGUAGCACCACCUCUUUGGACGAGCAGGGUUGACAUGGCACCUUGUAAUGCAUGUGUGUGUGUGUGUGUGUGUAAAGUUUUGGUAGAGUUACUACAGUAUGUGUCACUAUCCGUAAUUUAAAAACAUAAGAUACUCAUUUGGUUUUGCUUUUAAGAUAUCCAGUCGAUCCUCUGUAUAAAGAUCCUUUUAGGCAGCUAAAUGUCUUUCUGCAAUAGGCUGAAACAUUCAUCAGCAUUCUUGUAUUUUACCAAUGUAUUUUUGCAUUAUAUAUUUUUCUUCAGUAUUUCUACAUCAAAAUACAACAUUCACAAUGAGAAAUGUCUUGGUCAUGAGAAAAAUGUGUACAGAUGAGAAUGUGAGGCUGUGGAUUUUUUAAAUUUUAUUUUAUUUUUUGUUUGUUCUGUAUAUUUUAUGUAUAUACACACUAUUUACGAAUUCAAAUUUUGUUGUACAAAAUUAAUGGAAAUAAAUGGAACUACAGUGAAUUUUAAAUGUUUUCGAAACUUUAAUCUAUUUGCAUUCAUGCUUUUUCAGCUGUGCUGUUUCUUUGAAAUGUCCAGAAUACACUUGAUAUCAAAAGAUAUCAAUUAUCAGUCAAACUGCCAGAUUUGCUGAUAGGCAGAGCAAACUGUUGGAUCAACCUUCAUCAAAAUGUAUAACUCACAACCAGAUGAAACUUCAUUAAGUUACAACAAAUAUUCACGUCAAAUCUAAAGACGCGGUACAACUACCUUAACACGAUUAACAAAGGUUACAGGCAUGGACAGUCACACAAGAAAUGAAUGAAAGAAAAUAACAAAAUCACAUCGUGUUUGUCCCAAAGUAAUUUAAGGAUGUGCCAAGACCAAAAUUCAAAAACCUAAAGACAAGCAGAAUAUUCCAAAAAACCAGAUAUGAAAUGUAGAACGCCAGACCUAAAUGUAGAACUCAUUUACUUUUACACAUUACUGAAGAGUUGUGGCACACACUAACAUGAUUUAAGUUGGAGCCCUGACAUUAUGACCAAGAUUCCUAAUGGAGGAGCAUCAUUGGCUAAGAGGUGGGCCAAUGAGGAAAGAAAGUAUAUAAGCUGAGAGAAAUGCUGAGAAUAUUCCGUUUUUAUCCAGGAAGUGCCUCAGAAUGAUGAUGUGACUUUGGAAAAUGAUAUACUGUACCUCGGUACACUAUCGUAACUAAAUAAAUAAAAAGUGUAAUUUUUUCCCCA